Molecule: messenger RNA, 1275 nt
Organism: Carassius carassius (crucian carp)
Lineage: Eukaryota; Metazoa; Chordata; Actinopteri; Cypriniformes; Cyprinidae
Gene: casp8l1
Product: caspase 8, apoptosis-related cysteine peptidase, like 1
Exons: 6
Coding region: 163-1143 (326 amino acids)
Biological process (GO): apoptotic process; proteolysis
Cellular component (GO): cytoplasm
Molecular function (GO): death effector domain binding
Source: RefSeq, a predicted model, not a curated record
UCUCGCUCUCUCUCUCUCUCUCUCCCUCUCUCCCUCCCCGCAAUCUACUCGGUCAGUCAACUGGUUUAAAUACCCGUGUCCACAAACCCGGCAAUAUCAAAAUAUUUCCUUCUAGACUGGUCUGCAUUGUUUCUUAAACCACUGUAGGCUUUUGGCUGAGAUAUGGAUAAAAUUGGUUCUACCAGCAACAAAAAUCGGACAAGUCAGAGAAACAAGAAUCAGCAGAAGGUCAGAGCAUCAAAUGGAUCAAAGAGAAAAAAGACUGAAGACAAAGAAAACCCUCCUGAAUGUGUUCUAAAGACAAAUAUACUUAAAAGAAAGCGGGAACCCCUUCAAUCAACUGGCAAUAUUUCUGAUCAUUAUCCUAAAAAGAAACGUGUGGUUUCAACACAGAAGGAAUUUUAUUCCACGUCAAAUAGGCCUCUUGGAUAUUGUUUGAUCAUCAACAACUAUAACUUUGAGAAUACGUCACUUGGAAACAGGAGAGGGACAGAAAAAGAUAAAGAUGAUCUCACCAGAGUGUUUGAGAACAUGUUUUUCAAAGUUGAUGUGCGGAAUGAUUUGCAAGCAUCAGAUAUGCAGAAUGUGAUAAAGGAGCUUGCAGAGAGGGAUCACUCUCAGAUGGAUGCUUUUGUCUGCUGCAUCCUGUCCCAUGGAGAAAAAGGCUCUGUUCUUGGAAUAGAUGGAAAACCAGUUCUGAUCUGUGAACUCACACAGCCUUUUGCUGAAUGCCACACUCUAGUUAACAAGCCGAAACUUUUCUUCAUUCAAGCCUGUCAGGGUAAUGAGGGCCAGCAAGGUGUGUGUAUGGCAGAUGGACAGGAGAACACCAGAGAAGAAGGAACAUUUCAGAAGGAUUCUCAUACUGCAGCAUCGCACGGUGUCCCUAAAGAUGCUGAUUUUCUCAUUGGAAUAGCAACGGUUGAGCACUACAGAUCUUUCCGCCACAUAAAAGAUGGGUCCAUCUUUAUCCAGGAACUCUGCAAACAGUUGGAAAGUGGCUUGAAAGAGGACAUACACUCCAUUUUGACAAAGGUGAAUAGAAUAGUGAGCUCCAAAAUCCUUCAGGGUUGCAAGCAGAUGCCUGAGGUUCGCUACACUCUAACCAAAACACUGGUCCUGCCCAUGAAGCAAGGGUCUUAAUUUAUUUGCGGCAUGAUAAUCUGGCAUCCAUCUCUUCCUCUCUUGUGGGAAAAGUGCCUUUUGUAAUGCAUUUAGAAUAUUAAUCCUGAAAAUAAUGUACUGUUCUUUCUACGUUGCCUUUUACAUCCAAGA